GUUCACCGCACACUUUUUUUUUUACUAUCAUUCAGCAUGGGUCGCAGUGGAAGAAAUUCGCCUACCAGCAGCAAGCUGCAGACACCAAAGCAGACUAGUCUCAGCAAGUUUUUCGGUCCGCGCAAGCAGUCUGAGAUAGCAGAAGGCGCUCAGGACGGCAUUGAGCAGCAGAAACCAGCCAAACGCGGGCGCGGCGCUAGCCCGACGCCAGCUGCUGAGCAAGAUCCUGCUGCAGACGAUGGACCAGCACCAGCACUUUCGCUUGGCGUGGUCGCCCCCGAAAGGGAUGACGCCAGUAAACGGCCCAUAGGACGGCCAAGAGGCAGCAAGACUAAGCCCAAGGGGCAAGCAGCAGCUGAUAAUGAGCAGGAGGAGCCGGUUCCUAGUGGUCGGCCCCGCGGCAGACCCAAGGGCAAGGCACAUUCUGAGAUUCGGAUCGCCCGAGGAACCGAGUACCUCAGCAGCAUCAGCAGCCAACAACAGCGGCAGAAGCAUCAACGCUGCCACCACAGGAAAACUGUGACUAGCGUAGAUGGUACGCGUCGUCCCAGUGUAGGAGUGGCAGCCGAAUCAGCAGGUAGCACCGAUAUUGGUGCUCCACGUCGUCGUGGUCGCCCACCAAAGAAUGGCUCUGUAUCAGCUGGACCAGCACCAGCAGCAAGUGCAGCACCUGAAACAAGCUACAAGCACCACCAGCGAUUGCACCGCGCCGUCGCGGUCGUCCACCCAAGAAUGCAGCAGCACCGGCCCAGCCCACAGUCGAUGAACUGCUCAACUCCCAUGCUGCCCAGACAAGAAAGGAGUCGCAGCCGCCGUUCAGUGGCCCAGAUCAACUAUGCUGAGCAGAUCGAUCCGUCGAUUUCUGUUCUUCAACACGAGGAGAAAGAGGAUUUGGACGAGCUAGAGGACCUCGGUGAGCCGGACGAAUCUGACGCACUGAGACACAUUAAACAGGUCACUGAGUGGGACGGCCCGAAGCCCAAAGACCAUGGUCCGAACCCUACCCGGAUCGAUCGUUCGCCUCCCAAGUCACAUCUGCCGCCAUUUCUAAACGAUCCAGAUGACACCAGUGCGUCAGAGAACAGCGCGCUUGACAUCCGCAUGCUAAACGCGAACGCGCAGGCACUCGAGAACGGCAUGGCGGAGCCCUUGGCAUGCGACACGCGCGGGUGGGCGAUAAAUGCUGGCAUAUCGGUGUGGUCAAUCGACUGGGUGCCAGUAGCAGAGGGUGUCAAGCCAAAGCACGAUUUUGUUACCGAGAACAUGAAGUAUCUGAACAGCAGCAAGGAAGUGAUGCCUGCGCCCGGGUCGAUACAAAUUUGGCGCCUGGACACCGAGGGGUCCGAGUGCCUGCUCGAUAUGGCUCUGGUGCACAAUUUUGGCCGGUGCAUCUCGCUCAAGUGGUGCCCGAUCUCGAUGCCCGAGGAUUCGGGUGGCGAGGGUCUUGCUGUUCGAGGAUACCUGGCGGCAAUCUUUGGCGACGGGUAUUUACGGGUGUGCGGCAUUCCGGCGUCUGAAGCGCUCCGGGCAGCGGCUGGGGUUGGUGAGGGCGAGCCACGGAGUGUGCUGGAAACAAGAUGGGUGCAUGGAAUAUUUACCAGCAUGGACUGGGUUGGCAGCAGUGUGGUGAUGGCAGGCACAUCGAGUGGCCAUUUAACGUUGUGGUCGCUGGCCGAGUCCAUCUCUGUGCAGCGGCGCGUUCUCGGCCAUCAAUGGCCGGGCCAUCAGAUGAAGCUGUUCCCCAUGAUAGCGGCCAAGCUCCAUCAAAGCGCAGUCCUCUCUGCAGUGCCCAUGUUCGAUGACAUAACCUGUCCCCAACAGGAAUCCGGGUUUAGGCAAAUCGGGCCGCGAAACGUCCAGGUGCUCACUGUUGGCAACGAUGGACGGAUGAAGCAGAUAUGCUUGGCAUUCCCGCUGCGCUACACGAACCCGCUGGCGUGCCAUCCGGGGCACCCCCGAUGCCUUAUCUGGCUGCACGAAACCGCCAGUCUAGUGAUGAGCGACCCAGACAACAUUCUUCGCGUGAUAUCCCCCGAUAUAUCGCCCAACGGCAACGACCCCUGGAUGCUGUCGUGCCUGCACCAGCCGCCACGCGACCAGCCACCUGGCAGGGCGCUGGGCGGGCGGCGCGGCGACCAGCCCGUGCACUGGAACGACAACUACGACUGCAGCACGUUCCUCUGCAUGAAGGUGGACGGCAAAGUGCUGAUGGCGCAAGCAUCCGAGUUCCACACAUACUACGGCGCUGUGGCCGAGGGUGGCGAUCUGAUGGUGCAAAACUACGGGUGGCUGCUGCCUGCCAAGAAGAUCCCGCCUCUGUACCGCCGGAUUUACCGCCUGCUGUGGGAGUACGAUGAUAUUGAUGUUGAGAUGGAUGGCGACGUCACUGGUGACAAGGAGACGCCAGGGAUCAGUGGACGGCCUGUGUGUGUGGGCCGGCAGCCGGUGCAGGCCCGAGCCCACAAGCCUGGUGGCGGCACGAAGCAGGUAAACAUCUUCCCGCCGCAAAUUGCCGUGCAGGUGUGUGCGUGGUCGAGGAACAGAAGUUCGUCGUCGUGGAUUGCCAGUGGAGGAGCCGGUGGGCUCGUGCGAAUCGAAGACGUCUCACCCUGAGCUG
This is a messenger RNA of Linderina pennispora, 2617 nucleotides long. RefSeq lists its product as uncharacterized. The coding region runs from base 37 to 2613 and encodes 858 amino acids. The record is from RefSeq and is a predicted model, not a curated record. NCBI's taxonomy places the organism in Eukaryota, Fungi, Kickxellomycota, Kickxellomycetes, Kickxellales, Kickxellaceae. Gene Ontology annotation, cellular component: transcription factor TFIIIC complex. The transcript has 15 exons. Gene Ontology annotation, biological process: transcription by RNA polymerase III. Gene Ontology annotation, molecular function: DNA binding; protein binding.